CUCAGGUCCUCCGCUCAUUAGGGGUGUGGCCCGGCCUGGGGAGCUGAACAGGUGGCCAAGUCUGGUGACAAGGCCAUUGGGCUGUUGCUAUGGGGAUGGGGGAUGGAGGCCUUUUGCCUUCAGCCCCAGUUUUCUGCCUGGCAGCUCUAAUGACCGGCCGCCAGCCCUGCGGAGGCCCUGCUCCUGGUUGCCAUGGCAGGCUGCCUUCCUCCCCCCCAGAUGGAGGCCCCCCCGCAGGAGAAUUCACCGCACAUCUGGUCUCCGCACACCUGGUCGCAGCAGGAAGUGUUGGGUGGCAGCUGAGCUCCGGGAAGCAGGUUAGGGUGUGAGAGAAACAGUCACCUUCAGCCUAAUUGCUCAAAGGCUGUCCCCAGCGCCGAGGGGACGGCAGCUUUUCUGCUGAGUCUGUUGGAGCCGAGCCGCACACAGCUCACACAGCCUGAGAGCUGAGCAGCCCGAGCCCAGCGAUGGCCCUGCCCCGGCCACCCCCGUCUGACCAGGCCUCUGUGGGGAAGGGUCCCAGGUGUAGCCCUGAAGACGAGGCUCGUGGGCUUGCUGGGAACGAUGAAAAGGAGGAAGCUCUGACUGAAGCUCCAGCCAGAACCCAGCCGAAGGGGGACCGUAGUUGCCCAGGCGCCCAGGGCCAGCCAGCUCCUGGUUGGGAGAAGCCUCGGGACAGUCCUGCUCCGGAAACCUGUUGGGAAAGGCGGAGGGGUCCCAGCCCCCAGGAGCGGGCUGCGGUGCCGAUGCCGGAUGACGGUGCCGGGAUGGAGACCGCCAAGAAGGAAAAGGCAGAGCAGAUCCUGGCGGAGUUCCGACUGCAGGAGGAGGACCUGAAGAAGGUGAUGAGGCGGAUGCAGAAGGAGAUGGACCGUGGCCUGAGGCUGGAGACUCACCAGGAGGCCAGCGUGAAGAUGCUGCCCACCUACGUACGCUCCACCCCCGAAGGCUCAGAAGUUGGGGACUUCCUCUCGCUGGACCUGGGCGGCACCAACUUCCGGGUGAUGCUGGUGAAGGUGGGGGAGGGGGAGGCCGGCCACUGGAGCGUGAAGACCAAGCACCAGAUGUACUGCAUCCCCGAGGACGCCAUGACGGGCACCGCGGAGAUGCUCUUCGACUACAUCUCCGAGUGCAUCUCCGACUUCCUGGACAAGCACCAGAUGAAGCACAAGAAGCUGCCCUUGGGCUUCACCUUCUCCUUUCCCGUGAGGCACGAGGACAUCGACAAGGGCAUCCUGCUCAACUGGACCAAGGGCUUCAAGGCCUCGGGAGCAGAAGGGAACAACAUCGUCGGGCUCCUGCGAGAUGCCAUCAAGCGGAGAGGGGACUUUGAGAUGGACGUGGUGGCGAUGGUGAACGACACUGUGGCCACCAUGAUCUCCUGCUACUACGAAGACCGCCAGUGUGAGGUUGGCAUGAUUGUGGGCACGGGCUGCAACGCCUGCUACAUGGAGGAGAUGCACAACGUGGAGCUGGUGGAGGGGGAAGAGGGCCGCAUGUGCGUCAACACCGAGUGGGGCGCCUUCGGGGACGCGGGCGAGCUGGACGAGUUCCUGCUGGAGUACGACCGCGCGGUGGACGAGAGCUCGCUGAACCCGGGCCAGCAGCUGUACGAGAAGCUGAUCGGCGGCAAGUACAUGGGCGAGCUGGUGCGGCUCGUGCUGCUGCCGCUGGUGUACGAGGACCUGCUCUACCGCGCGGAGGGCUCGGAACAGCUGAGCCCGCCCGGCGCCUUCGAGACACGCUUCGUGUCUCAUGUGGAGACGUGCGCGCGGAGACCCGGCGCCCCCCGGCCCCGGCCCCGCGUGGUGCGCGUCCUCCGCGCAGAGCCCCAGCCCCGUCUCCGCCCAGGAAACACGAGGCGGGAUGGACACUGUCCCAGCUCCCUUGCUGCUCAUGGGUCCCAGGGUUCUCACCUCAUCUUCCCCGCAGGUCCCAGGCAGGGGAGGGGCCCCUGGGCGCACGCAGGGCAGGUCCCUGGAGGGGGCAGGGUAGGCCGCGGGGUGGGGGGGCACAGGAGGCGGACCCUCAGCCGGCCUCCCCCGCGCAGCUUCAAGGAGCGGUUCCACGCCAGCGUGCGCAGGCUGACCCCCAGCUGCGAGAUCACCUUCAUCCAGUCGGAGGACGGCAGCGGCCGCGGCGCCGCCCUGGUCUCCGCCGUGGCCUGUAAGAAGGCGUACAUGCUGGGUCAGUGACAGCGGCGGCCAGGCACGGAGGAGGCUCCGGGGGACAGACUCCCCCACAGGCGCCCCCAGCCUGGCCUGCCUCCCGACCAGCUGCCGCCUGGAGAUGGGGAAGGCACGAAGGAGAAGCCUUGUGGGCAGGCCAGUCUUCCCGAGUCAGUGGGAGGGACAGCCUCGGGGCCCUGCCUGGGUUGGGGGCUCAAGGAGCAGAAAUGGAGAUGCCCACGUCUCCUGUCUUUCUGCUGGAAUCAACCACCGGAGGAAGUGGCUCGCUCAGGACUUAGUUGGAGCUUCCGGCUUGGUUCAGCCUUGCCUGGGCCCCGCUCUGGGGAGGGGUGCCCUGUGGACCCUGCUGUGGCCUGGCUUCCCUGGGACUCCGCCCACAUGGGGAGGCAGCCCAGGGACCUGGCCAGAUCUCCGCCUGGCUCCACAGCGCAGGGCUGCUGACCACCCAGGCCUGGUGGGCUUCUCUGCCUGGAGACAGAGGAGAGGGGGGCAGGGACCAGCUCAGCGUGGAGACGGAGGCACCAGGAGGCCUGGGAUGGCAGCCUCUUCCCGCCCACCUCGCCUCUCCUGAGGGCCUGUGCUUCUGGGAUGGAUGCUCACAGGAGGUGCAAGAGACCAGCCCCCACAGCCCCUGUCAAGGACCCAGGAAGAGGAGAACCGCCCCGAGGGGGCUGCCACACACCAGCCAGCAGCACCCAGCACAGCCUCCAAGGGACCACCAGCCUCUUCAUGCCCAACAUGGGACUGGGUGGUUUUUUUAAUUAAAAGUUUUAAAAGUUUA
This is a messenger RNA of Myotis lucifugus (little brown bat), 2970 nucleotides long. It is a transcript of the gene GCK, whose product is annotated as glucokinase. Gene Ontology annotation, biological process: intracellular glucose homeostasis; regulation of insulin secretion; glucose 6-phosphate metabolic process. Lineage: Eukaryota; Metazoa; Chordata; Mammalia; Chiroptera; Vespertilionidae. Gene Ontology annotation, cellular component: mitochondrion; cytosol. Bases 468 to 2195 code for a protein of 575 amino acids. The record is from RefSeq and is a predicted model, not a curated record. Gene Ontology annotation, molecular function: mannokinase activity; glucokinase activity; D-glucose binding. The transcript has 9 exons.